This is a messenger RNA of Oncorhynchus mykiss (rainbow trout), 7922 nucleotides long. RefSeq names its product activin receptor type-2A. Gene Ontology annotation, molecular function: ATP binding; activin binding; activin receptor activity. The record is from RefSeq and is a predicted model, not a curated record. Gene Ontology annotation, cellular component: activin receptor complex; plasma membrane. NCBI's taxonomy places the organism in Eukaryota, Metazoa, Chordata, Actinopteri, Salmoniformes, Salmonidae. Gene Ontology annotation, biological process: protein phosphorylation; cellular response to growth factor stimulus; activin receptor signaling pathway.
UAUGUAUUUUCAAUGUCUACAAAAUACGUAUUAGCAAUGUUUAGAAAAGGCGUAUUUUCGAUAUCCGGAAAAUAAACCCGGAAAAUAAGUAUUUUCGCCUUUCAUUCCGCAACUAAAAUGCACCUGACGUCUGGAAAAUACAUCUAAAAGACAAUAUAAUUUGCUUAGUGGGAAACUUCUUUCAUGGAGAUAAAUUUUGUCAGCUAGGGAGUAUAUUGCUUUUUGGCAUUGUCUCUCUUCCUUCAUGGGUUGAUCUGAAACUAAACAGGACAGGUAAAACAACUUCCUAUAAGAAUCGAUCAUAUUUAUUUCACCUAUCCAAUGUUUUUCGAUCAGAGCUUAUGAAGAAGAGGACAUAAAAUGAGGAAUCCACGUAGACUAUUGAGAUGUAUCCCAACUAUGAACGAUUAUCUUCCUCUCUGAUUGGAUUCCAGUCAUCUUUAGGCUGCCCGAGCUCGCUUUCGAUUUGACGAGAGGGGGUUUGAGUAAACUGAUGGGAGGGGUCUGAGGGUGGAGUAAAGAAAAAAACAAAGACAAUCCACACCAAACGCCAUCUUGAAACUGGUCACAGGAGAGGGAAACGUUGAGGAUACUGUACGCUUGGGGAAAUGCUGUACUGCCGUUCUUGUCCUUGAUACACUCAUGACUUGACAGCAGCGUGUUGUCAAAACUUAUUCGCUGUUGAUUUCAUGUGCGUUUCCCAACGACGUGUCUGAUAACAUUUUGAUUGCUCCAAAGCUGCAAUUGGAUACGAUUUUUACAGGCACUGGUUGCCAGCUUUUACGGUGUGCACAACUAGCUCGUAAAAGACAACUGACAGAACACAUUGCAAUCCAUUGGGAAGGGGAAAUACAAUGUUUCUGUUUGGAAUUGGAUUAUGCGCUAGCAUAACGUUAACCUUACAUUUUGGAAGGUGAAGACAGCGUCGCGAGGACCAAGAAAUGAGAUGUAUCAAAUAUAACGUUAGUCCACGAAAUGUGGUGUAUUUAAACGUCUUUCUUAUCUAGCUAGCUGACGUUAGAUCAUUUACGAUAUCUAGAAAACUACGUAAUUUUAAACUACCUGAAGCUAGCUAUCCAGCUAAGAUUGAGGGUUAAUUAGAUAUGUUCCAUGAUAUUGUUGCUAAUUUGACUGCUUAUCAUAUUUACCUGGUUUCGUCUAACUAGGUAAAUUAACAAGAUUGAAUGUAAAGAAAGGGAACAUUCAUGUUAAACACAGUGGAAUAGUUGCCUAGUAUUAUUGCUAGCAACUAGUGCUGUAAGGUGCUACGGAUAGUUAGACCAACCUGCAACAAGUCAGUCAUUAGCUAUGGUUUUAACCAUUUUGUAGCCUCUAGCUAGCUACACAAGUAUCACCUCUUCCAUAUUUUUGGACAUAAUUCUUCAGGACCUUCAACUGUGUAACGUAGUAGCAAGCCUCGUGGCUGGCGAGUGGGUCUUCUCAACAAACACCUGUCAACUGGGAAGUCCGUGUUAAUACCACACUAUGUUGACAAUACUAGCUUGCAAACUAGCUGGCUAGUUACAUUUUUUUUGCACAGACCCUCACAACACACAGUGGAGGAGCAAACCUUUGCAGCUGUGUGUUGUUUAUUUCCCGGAAAUAAAAGGAUUUCAAUUGGAUUGAAAAUGGGAGCCGCUAGUGAGCUGGCGUUUGCUGUUUUUCUCAUCUCGUUUUCCUCAGGUGCAAUCCUGGGUCGCUCGGAGACACAGGAGUGCGUUUAUUACAACUCUAGCUGGGAGAAGGAGCGAACCAACCGCAGUGGCAUCGAGCCUUGCUACGGAGAUAAGGACAAGAGGCUCCACUGCUUCGCCACCUGGAAAAACACCUCGGGAACCAUCGAGAUCGUCAAGCAGGGCUGCUGGCUGGACGAUGUCAACUGCUAUGACAGUGAAUGUGUGGAGACGAAAGAGAGUCCGGACGUCUUCUUCUGCUGCUGCGAAGGCAACAUGUGUAACGACAAGUUCCUCUACAGCCCCGACACGCAGGCUGUCCAAAGUAAGUCGUCAUCGACCUCCAACCCGUUUUCCCAGAAGCCUCAGCUGUUCAACACCCUGCUGUACUCUCUGGUGCCCAUUAUGGGCAUCGCCGCCAUCGUCCUCUUCUCCUUCUGGAUGUACCGUCAUCACAAGCUGGCAUACCCCCCCGUCCUGGUGCCAACACAGGACCCACUGGGGCCACACACCCCUCCCUCUCCCAUCAUGGGGCAGAAGCCAUUGCAGUUGAUUGAGAUCAAAGCCAGGGGGCGCUUCGGCUGUGUGUGGAAGGCUCAGCUCCUCAAUGACUACGUGGCUGUCAAGGUCUUCCCCAUUCAGGACAAGCUGUCAUGGCAGAACGAGUAUGAGAUCUACAGCCUGACUGGGAUGAAACACGAGAACCUGCUCCACUUUAUUGGUGUGGAGAAGAGAGGCAACAACAUGGACAUAGACCUCUGGCUCAUAACAGCCUAUCACGACAACGGCUCUCUGACUGAUUACCUGAAGGCCAACGUGGUGUCAUGGAACGAGCUGUGCCACAUCUCCCAGACCUUGGCCCGUGGCCUGGCCUAUCUCCACGAGGACAUCCCUGGGCUGAAGGAUGGACACAAGCCCGCCGUCGCACACAGGGACAUGAAGAGCAAGAAUGUGCUUCUGAAGAACAACCUGACCGCCUGCAUAGCGGACUUCGGCCUGGCCCUGAAGUUUGAAGCUGGGAAGUCAGCAGGAGACACCCACGGCCAGGUGGGCACGAGGCGCUACAUGGCCCCUGAGGUGCUGGAGGGGGCCAUCAACUUCCAGAGAGACUCCUUCCUGAGGAUAGACAUGUACGCCAUGGGGCUGGUGCUGUGGGAGCUGACCGCUCGCUGCACCGCUGCAGACGGUCCUGUGGAUGAGUACACACUGCCCUUCGAGGAGGAGGUCGGCCAGCACCCGUCUCUAGAGGACAUGCAGGAGGUGGUGGUCCACAAGAAGCUACGGCCGUGCCUCAGAGAGUGCUGGCAGAAACACAUAGGCCUGGUGAUGCUGUGUGAGACCAUCGAGGAGUGCUGGGAUCACGAGGCCGAGGCGAGGCUCUCGGCGGGCUGCGUGGAGGAACGUAUCAUCCAGAUGCAACGCCAGACCAACAUCAUCGCCCCCGAGGAGAUUGUCACCGUCGUCACAAUGGUGACCAACGUGGACUUCCCUCCCAAAGAGUCCAGCCUAUGAAUGGACGAACAUUGACUGGACGUGUCAGGUGGUGGACAUGGAGCUAUUUUGAUUGGAUGUUUUCAGGUAUACAUUGAUCAACCAGAGUGGCCCGUUCAGGAUCAUGAACUCUGGAUGAUCCCGGGUUAAACUCUGACCCCUGACCCCCUCAGAUGGGUGUGCUGGCGUGGUGUGUUUUAGUGCUGUGCGCUACACUACUGUCAUUCAGGAAAUACCUGGCUGUGCCCACCAACACUGGUUUGGUUUCUACCCACUUCAUAGUACCAUGAUGUGUUGGACUCCCAUAGCGAGCCUCAAACUGUCAAAAAUAAUCCUUCAAAAGAACACUAGGCCGUAACAAACCCUGUGAGCUGGGCAAAAGGGAUAUUUUCUAUAUGAAGAAAACACUAGGACCUCCUAACAGACUUCUGUUCUAUUUUCUAAGAAAAAGAAGAGGAAGAGUAUGGACUCUACAAGACGAACUCUCACGGCUCAGAAAAGAAAAGGGCAACUUGUUUUAAAAUUCCUUUGCUGUUUUCUUUGUGUUUAUAUGAUAAUGAUAAUGACAAUUGUAAUGCCAAUAAGAAACAGCUUCUGAAUGUCACGUGUACUGCUGCUGUACAUAAUAUCAAAACAAUGGUAAUCAAGGUUUAUUUUAGGGGGGGGGGGGAUCCAUUUCCAAGCAUUACUACUUCGAAAGCAAAACCAUAGACCUCCCUCAAGUCAACACGGUAUACCUCAGUUCCAUCUUCAUUACAACACUACAACCAUAGAAGUAGAACUACUAUUGUUUCUAGUUCUGUUAAUUAUAUUUCUAUGAUUACAACAAUCUCUCUGUAAACUAUUCAGAUGACAUCAUUACUUUGGUAUUAUUGAACUAUAUACUGUACAGCUGUGGCAGGUGAAAAUAUAAAAAUGAUCACCACAGUUUUUAAAACUAGUCUGCCAAGAGAUGUAUGACCAUGCAUUUUUACGCGAGCCGCCUUGUUUUUCUUUGCGAGAAUUCUUUUUGAGCAUCAUUUUGUCCUUCCUUGCGUGUUUUAAUUUGUUUUUAUUGUAAACAUUUUAAUCCUACAUUUUAAGAAUAGUUCAAUAACCCCCUAAGUCAUUGAAAAUUAUGUUGUUUUUUUUAAACACUUAUUUUGGCUUGCUGUGUCAACCGAGUAUUUAAUGAUGUGAGCAUGCCUUUUGGUUAUCGUUUGGUCUUCUUUUUGAACAAGCUCAGGAAGCUACUCUUCUGUCUCUCUUGACUCUCUAGUUAUUACCCAUCUUUAUCUCCCAGUCCCUAGCUACUACCCUUCUGUCUCACCCUGUCUGUAGCUACUACCCUUCUGUCUCACCCUGUCUGUAGCUACUACCCUUCUGUCUCACCCUGUCUGUAGCUACUACCCUUCUGUCUCACCCUGUCUGUAGCUACUACCCUUCUGUCUCACCCUGUCUGUAGCUACUACCCUUCUGUCUCUCCCUGUCCGUAGCUACCACCCUUCUGUCUCACCCUGUCCGUAGCUACUACCCUUCUGUCUCACCCUGUCUGUAGCUACUACCCUUCUGUCUCACCCUGUCUGUAGCUACUACCCUUCUGUCUCACCCUGUCUGUAGCUACUACCCUUCUGUCUCACCCUGUCUGUAGCUACUACCCUUCUGUCUCACCCUGUCUGUAGCUACUACCCUUCUGUCUCACCCUGUCUGUAGCUACUACCCUUCUGUCUCACCCUGUCUGUAGCUACUACCCUUCUGUCUCUCCCUGUCCGUAGCUACUACCCUUCUGUCUCACCCUGUCCGUAGCUACUACCCUUCUGUCUCACCCUGUCUGUAGCUACUACCCUUCUGUCUCACCUGUCUGUAGCUACUACCCUUCUGUCUCACCCUGUCUGUAGCUACUACCCUUCUGUCUCACCCUGUCUGUAGCUACUACCCUUCUGUCUCACCCUGUCUGUAGCUACUACCCUUCUGUCUCACCCUGUCUGUAGCUACUACCCUUCUGUCUCACCCUGUCCCUAGCUACUACCCUUCUGUCUCACCCUGUCUGUAGCUACUAUCCUUCUGUCUCACCCUGUCCGUAGCUACUACCCUUAUGUCUCUCCCGAGUCCCUAGCUACUACCCUUCUCGCUCUCACAGUUCCUAGCUACUAACCUUCUGUCUCUCCAGUCCCUAACUACUACCCUUCUGUCUCUCCCUGUCUGUAGCUACUACCCUUCUGUCUCUCCCUGUCUGUAGCUACUACCCUUCUGUCUCUCCCUGUCCGUAGCUACUACCCUUCUGUCUCACCCUGUCCGUAGCUACUACCCUUCUGUCUCACCCUGUCUGUAGCUACUACCCUUCUGUCUCACCCUGUCUGUAGCUACUAACCUUCUGUCUCACCCUGUCCGUAGCUACUACCCUUCUGUCUCACCCUGUCUGUAGCUACUACCCUUCUGUCUCACCCUGUCCGUAGCUACUACCCUUCUGUCUCACCCUGUCUGUAGCUACUACCCUUCUGUCUCACCCUGUCUGUAGCUACUACCCUUCUGUCUCACCCUGUCUGUAGCUACUACCCUUCUGUCUCACACUGUCCGUAGCUACUACCCUUAUGUCUCUCCCGAGUCCCUAGCUACUACCCUUCUCGCUCUCACAGUUCCUAGCUACUAACCUUCUGUCUCUCCAGUCCCUAACUACUACCCUUCUGCUUUGAGACGCCGGUGACCCAUCUCUUCCUGGUGUCAUCUCAACCAUAGCGUUAAAACAUCUCAACUUCUAGCCUCUAUCAUCUCAACUCGGUUGAGCCUUUAAUCAGUGUGACAACGUUACUACUGUAGACCCACCCUGGGCAAAACUAGGAUGUCUCUCGUCGUCCUUCCGGAAUUUGAUUUGUGAAUGUGUUCCAUUUCUAGCUUGUUGUAUGAACUCAGAUUUGUCUUCUGGGUGACAUUGACACGGAUGAUGAUGCGUUCAUCUUUGCAUUCUCUCUCUUCACACCUAGUCCGUGUUUAAACUGGAACUACAACAACGUUCAGGGAUUCAAUACUAUGCUUUUCAGUAAUUACUACAGUAUAUGCAACUCGUGCAGAAUGGUGCAAGUGCGUGCGUACUUGCAUUGCUGCAGGAGCGACUUUCACACCACUGUAGCAUUUUUUUAAACAGUUAAUCUUGUCUGUUGAUCUUUUCAUUAUUUGCAGACCUGAGCUUUUGAGUAUUAGACAGAGAGCAGGUGGGCAGGUGCCAAAUCAAACUAUUACUUUACCUCUUAUCUGAAAGACAGUGGAACGGACUUAGGGAAGGCCCAACUGCAUUACUAGAUUGUGUCUGUACUCUCGGGGUAAAGGCUGCAGUUGGCCAGUGGUCUCGCAGCGGAUGUAGGCUCUAUCACAAUUUGUCUUUCCUUGGUUCCUCACAUCCUGUCUCCUUGCCUAAUAUGGUUGAGGAGGAGGAGAGGGGAUGUGAGGAUUCAAGGACAUUUUAAUUGAGAAAGCUGUCGAAUGGUGGUCGUUACUGUGAACCCCCCCCUCCCCCUCCCUCCCUACACACUGGAACCCUGUAGCGCUCAGCAAUACAACUAGCAAGCAAAUGGCAUUAGAGGAAGAGUGGAAGGGGCACGAGUUUCCAAGCAGUUAGCGGUGAACCAACAAUCAGAUAUACAAUCACUACAGUACUACUGCAUUAUUUUGAUUGUCGUAUGUGCUUUUGAGAAAAAAUAAAUAUGUAGCCACGAUGUGAUCCUCUGAUUUCUGGUAUUUUGAGGGUAUCAUUUUGUGUACCUGAUUUUUAUUUUUCAACCACAGCUACUUGUACAGAGCUGAUUUCACUGUACAGACGUUUUAAAACCCCAAACCACACUACAAUCUUCUUAGUUGAUCAGACCUUGGCCUUCUUGUGAGAGGUGAUUUUCUUUCAGAUAAACUUCAGAAAGCCCAAAUAACAUUUGACUUCAGAUUUGACUGGAAUAUUGAAAUGCACAUUAUGUAAAUAUAUAUGUCAUUUUUAGAUCGUAGAGGAUGGAUAUAGCAUGAGGUUGUUUCUAUUGUUUUUAGAAUAUAUCACAAAGAAGCAAAAAAAUCCCUGAUGAAUGAAUUAUUCCAUAAUAAGAUUUGACCUGUUUAUUUUGUAUGUCUAUGUUUUUAAAUUGUUUCAAUUAAUGACCAAAACGGUCACUCUUCCUUCCCCAGAUGAGACUCAUUUCUUUCUAAGGUGGUCUGAUGAAAAUUCCCUCAAAUGAAACCCUGAAUCAAUAGUUUUACCAUUUUCACACUACUGAGGUGAGCCAAACUAAGCCGGACCGAGUCGGACUGGGGUGGCCUGGUUAAGCAUCCACCAUAGUUGCUGAAAAUGACAAUGUGAUCGGAAAAUAUCAGAGCCAGCAAAUGAUGGUUUGGGUUGGCUCAGUAGUGUGAAACCGGUCAUUGUUUUACCUCAGACAUCCUAGCUCAGACCCCAGAUGUUACUCUACAGCAUUGAGAUACCAUUGCUACAAUAUUCCAGCAGUGUUGCAAGAAUGUUAUCCCUUGUAUGUGACCAGCAGACAGUGUUUUCUGUAACACACUUCCUCUCAAAACAACACUAAAGCUAAACCUAGGUUCGCUUCAGUUCUUUAUUUGCUGAUAGUCAAAACAGUGUGACUUGGCACAAAUGACUGUUCAAUUGGCUAGUGGACUUGCCAAUAAUUUUUAUGCUUUGCAAGUUAUUUAACAAACUUUUCAGAUGCCUGGUUGGAAGUGGAUGUUAAAUAUUGUACAGAGAAAUUGUAUGCUAUUGUCCCUAAAAUAAAGUAUAGUGACUGCUCA